AUGGACGACUCAGAAGUGCAUGGAAUAACAAGGACGACAAGGGAUCUUCCUCCAAGUCAUUACUUAAUCAAAAUAGAGGCAUUCUCUUUAUUGAUUGAAGCCAAGGUGGAGAAGUACAAAUCUAGUUCAUUCCACGUUGGGGGUCACCAAUGGAGAUUGGUACUUCAUCCGACUGGAAAUAAAGAGAGCAACGGAAAUGGUUACAUCUCCCUAUACUUGGAAAUUGAAAACUCUGGGAAUUUAUCUCUUGAUUGGGAAGUAAAUGCCGAGUUUAAGUUAUUCUUGUUUGAUCAGAUUCGGGACCUGUACAUGGCCGUCGAAGAUAUUGAGGUGCCUGUUAGGCGUUUUUAUGAGUUGAAGACCGAGUGGGGCUUUUCACAGUUUCUAUCACAAGAGGCUUUUAACAAUGUUGCUAAUGGUUACUUGGUGGACGAUUGUUGCAUAUUGGGGGCAGAGGUUUUCGUGAUUCAACGUCCUCUCAAGUUGGAGAAAACAGUGCUUCUGAAGCCUACUGGUGGAACCAUUACUUGGAUGAUUGACAACUUUUCAAAUUUUGACAAGGAAUUUUACGAUUCUCCUGUUGUUACAAUAGAGGACAUAAAAUGGAACUUAACGGUUUAUCCUAAAGGAGAUUUCAGGUCUAAGGAUACACAUUUAUCUGUUUAUCUUAAGCUAGCCGAGCCCAAUACACUUCCACCCAUGCGUGAAGUAUACGUGAAACAGAAGCUACGACUUAGGAACCAAAUCAGAUCUAAUCACUUGGAAAAGAUAGGUGAAAAUUCGUUUACUACUUCCAAAACAAGUUGGGGUUAUCCUAAGUUUGUGCCAUUAGAGCAUCUGCAAGACUCUUCCAAGGGGUAUAUGGUGAGAGAUAGUUUGAUAGUUGAAGCCGAAUUUAUUCUCAUAUCUAAAGUCGAGUGA
Molecule: messenger RNA, 921 nt
Organism: Hibiscus syriacus
Lineage: Eukaryota; Viridiplantae; Streptophyta; Magnoliopsida; Malvales; Malvaceae
Exons: 6
Coding region: 1-921 (306 amino acids)
Molecular function (GO): protein binding
Source: RefSeq, a predicted model, not a curated record